UGCAGGGUGACUCAAGCAGUAGACAUAGAUGUUCUCGUUAAAAGGAGAGACUGACGCUCCUAUUCCCGCGACAUCAUCAUCCUACACUAGUGGAGCUCCACGGUGCGCGUUGUGAUGCUCAGUCCUGCACAGUAGCAGCUCCAGGAGGCGUGCUUGUCCCCUGCCACAGGAGCCCAGGAGGAGGACCAGCAGAGGCCAGCAGGCUUUUUUUACCUGGCACUUGACACUCCGUGAAAGAGAGCGCUUUUUUGGGGGGGUGUUCUGCCCCAGCCUCUCACUCUCCCGAGCGAUGGCAUCCACGGAUCGAUCCACGGGAGCGCGUUGAGGCUCUGAGUGAUGCAGUCUCUGUUUGGCGGAGGGGAGCUGGGGCUGCUGGGAGGAGGCGGCGAUGCAGGAGGCCUGAAGGAGGAUGGCUGUGGCAGUGUGGCGUGGCACUCCUCCGCUCUGCCCCCCGACGAUGUCUACUCAGCCUCCCACUUUGCCCUUAUCACCGCAUAUCAGGACAUCAAGACAAGGCUGGCCUGCCUGGAGCGAGAGAACAGCAGUAUCAAGAGGAAGCUCAAGAUCUAUGAGAUCAAGUUCCCCAUGAUCAGCGAGUUUGGGGAGAACACUAACUCAUACUGCUCCUUUGAGAGCAAAGAGACGGCGCUGCUGCACUCAGAAAAUGGCAACCUGCAGCAGAGAGUCAACGUCCUGACCCACGAGCUCCAGAAGAGGAAAGAGAGAGAGGAGCAGCUGGAGGAUGUGAUCCAGGCCUACGAGAAGAUUCACAUGGAGAAGAGCAACCUCCAGAGGGAUCUCGACAAGAUGACCAGCCUGGUGGAGAAGCACGUCGAGCGUAUCCUGGGCCUGGAGUCAGCUCUGAGGCAGAGGGACAACUCCCUGCAGAAACUCAACAUGCAGCUGCACAGCAAAGACAUGCAGUAUCUGCAGUUGCACGCCGGCCCGGACACACACAUGCUGGACUGUCCAGCUUUGACUCUUCAGAGCUCCCGCAGCCUGGACGCCCUGUCCGACCUGAAGCUGCAGCGGCUGGAGGCAGAGCUCGAGGGGGCGCGGCAUGAGGCCCAGGGGGCAUGUCAGCGGGAAGAGGAGCUGAAGGGGGAGUGUGAGAGACUGAAGGAGGAUAUGAGGAUGCUGCAGAACAGCCAAAGGGACAGGGAAAUGACUUCUCCGUGCAAGCAGUGUGAUGUGGAGUGGAUAAAGAAGGUGGGAGAUGAGCAGGUGAAUUUAGCUCUGGCCUACACAGAGUUAACGGAGGAGCUGGGACGCCUCCAAGCCCUGAGCUCCAAGCAGACGGAGAUCCUGAGGAAAGCCUCACAGGAGCAGGCUAGUCCAGUCCAGCGUCACUCUCCCAUCCACCACCAGCGCCACUCUCCAGUACCUCAGCGCCACUCGCCCAUCUCACAGCGCCAUUCUCCAGUCCCGCCUCCACAACACCAUUCUCCAAUCCAACAGAGACGCUCCCCGGUGCUGCAGCGCCUUUCCCCAGACAUGCACCGCCGCUCACCCCUGUUGGACGUCAAUGACGGACCGGCCUCUUACUCCUGCCGGCCACCCAGCCAGCACCUGAGGGCCAGCUUCCAGGGCCGUCGCAGUUACUCUGAGGUUGCCGACCCCUCGGCUUACCAGUGCCCACCCCGCUUCUCACUGGACCCUGUCUCAACACUGCCUAAGCCCCGGCCCUACAUUGAUAGCUACGCAAAACAGCAGCCCCAACAUGUGGGCAAUCCUCAUGGUGGACUGCAGCACAGAGUCUCCCCGUCUCCCCAUCAAGGUGGUGGAGGAGGAGACGGGGGUCUUGGGGAGAGUUCUAUGCGCCACUCAAGAGAGAUGCCGUUCCCACUGUCUGAGGUGGCCCACCUGCAUUUUGAGCCCCCUCCUCCCUCCACACCGGCCCCCCAGCCACCACAGUCCUCUGAAGAUGAGGAGGAGUGGACCUGCCCACAUCCCAUCAGCCCACCACGGACGCUGGGCGUGCUCUCUGCUGCGGUGCCCAGUGGCGUCAUGAGAGGCCCAGCGUCCUGCUCAGCCUUCCCCAUCCCUCAGAGGUCUAACACCCUCAGCUGCCACCCACAGCCGGGGUACAUGUCAGCAGAACAUGCUCAGUCCUGGCCUUCAAUCAAUCUCUGGAUGGAGACCGAGGAGAGUGACAUGCGGAGCUGCCCUCUCUGCCAGCUGAUAUUCCCUGUCGGUUACCCUGACGAUGCCCUCAUCAAGCACAUCGACUCCCACCUGGAGAACAGCAAGAUCUGAUUGCCAUGGCAACCAGCCCGCACAUAUCUCUGCGGCCUCUUCUUAUAGAUUAUGUAAGAGAUUGGCAGACCCAGCCAAAUGGAAAGUCGAAUGUAGAAUCACAGGCGACCUAUUUUGCGGUGCGAACCAGUUAGCUGUGUGCGGUAAUCUAUAGGUAGGGACGCAAAAUGGGCGCAGGGGCCUGGUAUAUAUGGAAGUACUUAAACACGGGUCUGUGUUGGAUUUGUGAGUCCACAUGCAGUCCUUUACUGAUCGCCCUUAAGACAGCUCUGCCUGUAUAAUCACUGGCUCUGGUUGCUGCUGUUUUGUUAUGAGUCUUGUUGUGUGGUUUCAGGCAGUUUCAGGUGUUGUGUUGUUUUUCGCUUCACAGUGUAGUAUACAUUGAUUUAGCAAAGUAAGCCAAAGAAGAGGUAUGAGAGGCAGGCUUGAAGGUUCAGGGGCUCUGCAUGUCAAAAAGUUAGUUUAGUGUUUCAACAGUAAUGAUCAGGGAGAUCUGAGGCGUCCUUUUUUUAACAGACUAUUCUCACCACUUAGCUUUAAUUACUUUACACCUGCUUGGACAUUUUCUAUCUCACACACCUACAGUAUCUCUUGCAGAGGAUUCUGUGCAGUAAGUGCCAAGGACAGUGAUCUGGUAGAAGUUGGCUUAUUGAAAUGAUCUGACAGAUAUACAAAGUCAUGUGGGAUGAUGAUUAGUCAUUUGAUUGUAGAUGUGAAGUUUUUGAUGCUGACACUGUGAAGGAAUUUUGACUGAUUUUCUGUCAAUCAGGGUUUGAUGCCAGUUCACUUUUUUUGUUUUUCUAUGGCAGUUAAGAAAGUAUUAAACAUUCCAGUCUCACAUUUCAACUACUGAAACCAACUGACAAGCUGGGGAACAUGAAUGUGAAAGUAUGUUUGGAUCAAGGCGGUUUUACCCAAACAGAGUUAAGAUGAUGCCCUGCAGGGCGGGGCACUGAUGUGUCUUCUCUACUAGGGAAACAUUUUGUCAGAAUAUACCUUUAUGCUUGCGGCCUGUUAAAAAAAAAAAAAAAAAUCUAAAGUAUCUUAGCACUUUAAGUUAGCAUAGCCUAUACAAUGUAUAUGUUUUCAGUCCCCAUAUAUAUUUUCCAUGUAUAAUUUACUAUUUAUAUUGUCAAUCUGUAAGGCAAAAAAAUAUGAAGAUAUAUUUUUGCAAAUGUUAAUGCACCACAUGUCUCAUGUUGGUGUCGUUCCCAUGUGCUUGCACACUGCUGUAUAUAGAGGAGUUGAAGAUCCAAAUCCCACCACAUGGGAUACUUUUCUGUACAAAGACUUUAAAUUAUCAACUGGGAUUCUCAUCGGUCUUCCUAAAGAUCUGACCUUCAAAACAGUUUGAUGUCACGACUGCCCAGACCACCCAACAAAAAAAACAAAAACAAAAAAAAGAACACACACAGCUGGCUGCAUGAGAUAAAGACUUCUGACCUGCUUCGAGGAAAAAGUGGCAGGCUUUUUAGUGUACUGUAUUUCUAUCUCGGAGAUCUGAUACCAGAAACAUCAUCUCCAAUCAGCAAAGUUAUCUCUGCAGGGUUUCAGCAAUGACAAUACUCUUCUUUUGAUACAUGGGUUUAGUUUUUAUCACAAGUGGAAUCUUAAUGCGAGAUCUGCUUGUGGGACGUGAACUUCUUUUUUGAGAAAAAAAAAGAAAAACAACAAAGUUACACUGAUGUCAGCUACUCUGAGGCUUUCAGUUCCAUGUGCAGUUUCUAAUAUGGGGAUGUCCCUACACACCUACCCAUGCAUUUAAAUUGACUGGAAGUUAUUGAAGAGAUGAAAUGCGGUAGAUUAGAGCACAUAUUGUAGGACAGCGGUUGUGGCAGCAGGAUGAUGUAGGUUUCAACAUAGGUUUCAAAUCCUUGUUUGCCCACCUGAAGUACUCUUGAGCAACACACUGAGUCUCUACAAGCUCUGGAGGCUUUGCUCCAGGCUAUGGCUUUACAAGGAAGGUUUAAAGAGAAUUUUUCAGUGGGGGGAUUAAAUUAUCAGAUUAAAGAGUAACUGGUUUAUUACCUCCUGGACCUAGACCUUGUUCUAGCAGGUUUGGACACUGGUUUUGUUGGUCACGAUAACAUCAUAGUCACCUGGUUAAUUGCUGAGAUCCGGGAAAGCCCCAGUAUUGCUAAAAAUAGAAGUCGGACAAGUUGCUGAACUGCUGUUACUGACGUGCUAACUGCUAACAUGCCAACCAGUCAGUCACAAUAAUUCUGUGAGCCUUUCCAUUUUCUCCACAGAGUGCUGUUUACUUUGAACAACAUUUUGUUCAACAAAAGGUUAUUGAAGAGUGAAAUUAAAGCCAUUAGUUAGCUUAGCUGUGUCACUAACUAACAUUAAGUUCACACUGUCUCAUAAUUACCCUUUGUAGAGCAGUUUGUACUGGCGUUCUCUCAAGCUGUGAAGAUGACUUGCUGUUGGUCAGUGGUGCGAACUCAGCCAAGUCACUGUCGUUUUAGUGGCUCUAAAAUAGUGAAAGCAAGGUUCCACAAACGAAGAAUUAUUGCACUUUUAUGAAAUAUAAAAAAGGCAGAGGCUAUGUAUAAGGAGUGAGCCUUGUAACUAAACAGUUAAUUGCGCAUUAGGAUUGGUUUGAUUCAGCCCAGCGGGUGUUGAUUGUGUUGCAUCUAUAAGUUUAUUUAAAGAGGAGCUCUGUUUCAUCCUGUGGCUGAAAUCAGAAAAAAAAGUACCUACCACCCCCACAAACCAAUUCCUGUGGAAACCCUAAAAACUGUUCAGAAUUUCACAAGAAAAAGGUUUCAAGUUCGAAGCAAUCUGAAAACAAAAGCAUAAUUCUAUUCCUUGUGUGGGUUCUCUGACUGCUUGUGGUUCUUCCCAAUUAGACUUGUUUUUAGCAAUGUCACCAGGCUCAGAGACUUAAGCAAUUAACUUGUUGAUUACAAUGUUCCAAUAAACUGGAAUUAUCCUUAAAGAACUACAUCCCUAUGUGUACAAUAAGGCAGUGCGGAGUUACUUGACCAUUCAAUCGAAGAGGGCUUUAUCGACUACCAAUUAUUAUCUACUGUAUGUAUGUUCCUAUAUCACUCUGUGUAAAAAAUAUUUAAAGUUGUGUACAGACAGGUAUUUUGCAAGUGUGUAAGGCUAAUGCAACAUGUACUCUAUUAUUCAACAACUUCAAAUUGGAGUGUCUGUAAAUCAGUAUAUAUAAUCCUAGCCACCACCACACUACAUAUGAAUUAUAUUCGAGUUAUGUACAAGUACUACCCCACACCUUUCCUCUUUUACUCACUAUGUAGUGAUAUGUCCUAUCUCCUAUGUAGAUCCAUCAGUUUUAAGCUGUGGGAUGUGUGACAGUGAGCACUUUCAACCUUAGUCACAUAUGACAUCAAAUGAUCUGGACUGACUGUACGACCACAAGUACACUAGGUUUAAAGAAAAAUCACAAAUGAAUGUUUGUCUGAAGGUUUCAGAAAAUAUAAAGAAACAAUAAGCGUGCUGAUGCAUAUUUUUCUAGUCUGAUUUAUCAUGCAGCAAAGAAAGAAAGAAGCACAAAUGUGCAUAGUUGUUUGUCUUCACUGCUGAUGGUGUAAUGUUGCAUCAUAAACUAGUAGUUCAACUGCAUUUGGGAACUUUAAGUUAAGUUACGACUAUGUAAUUUGAUUUUAACUGCAGCUGAGGUCAGAUUUUUCACAAACAAUAUGUACUUUUUUCCCCCUAGAAAACCUACUUUUGUUCAUGACAAUAUUUCCUGUAUUUUGAAAAACAGAGGACAUGGUUAACAGGUCUUCUUUUGUUCAUGGCGGGGGGGCUGCAUUGUGGUUAAUGGUGCUGGGAUGUUGUUGUUAGUAACCGCAACCUGUUGGCCAGCAGCAGCAAUGUAGAGCAAUCCCGCCCUGUAUGAGCUCACACAUUGCAGCACACAUGUUAUUUCAGCAACACUACAACACUGCACGUACAGAAGCUGUGCUGAGGUCCAUCACAUAAAGAUGUGAUGAGAUAAUUGCUAGUUCAGGUUUAAGAUCUUAAUUUUUGUCUAAAAAACUUAAAAUCUGAAACCAUCUCGUCUGUUUUUCCACUUUUUUGUGUCCUAAGAGCAAACUGACUCCUUGGUUUACUCAGGAGAUCAACAGCAGUGGAAAGAUCAAAUCUGCCAUCGUUAGAUUCAAUUUAAAUAUUUCUUCAUCAUGAAAUUUCACUCAGAUUUACUCAGGAGACAAACGGCUAGGUCCAACAAAGAGUAAGAGUUUUAAAAACCAGUCUGAUUGUUCAUUCUUGUAUAGCUCCACUCUCCUAUAAGUAACUACGUGAGUCAGGUUGUUCUCCUGGGUAACAUUAAGCGCGCAUGGAGACCUCAACACUAAUGAACUCUCCACAACACUAAUGAGAAGUAAUGGCUACUCCACAGCAUUUGUGUGGUGGAACAGCACUGCUGGCAUUCAAUGACUUUACGAGUGUGAUAAACAAAAUGAAAGCAACAACAGAGUCACUUUUUCUUUCUCUCUGUGUCUGUAAAUACCCCUAUAA
Morone saxatilis (striped sea-bass) is the source of this 6750-nucleotide messenger RNA. RefSeq names its product TBK1 binding protein 1 (gene tbkbp1). NCBI's taxonomy places the organism in Eukaryota, Metazoa, Chordata, Actinopteri, Moronidae. The transcript is spliced from 10 exons. The record is from RefSeq and is a predicted model, not a curated record. Gene Ontology annotation, biological process: canonical NF-kappaB signal transduction. Bases 337 to 2256 code for a protein of 639 amino acids. Gene Ontology annotation, cellular component: cytoplasm.